AUGGGGUCAGCCAGCAAUGUGACAGAAUUUAUCCUCCUGGGACUUACACAAAACCCACAGCUCCAGAAAAUAUUCUUUGUUCUAUUUUUAUUCAUCUUCCUCUUCACUGCUUUGGCCAACCUGUUCAUAGCAAUCACCAUUGCCUUAAGCCCUACCCUUUCAGCUCCCAUGUACUUUUUCCUUACUUAUUUGUCCUUUAUUGAUGCCUGCUAUACCUCGGUCACCACUCCUAAGAUGAUUAUUGACUUGCUCUAUCACAGGAGAAUUAUCUCCUUCAAUGGUUGUCUCACUCAGCUCUUUGUUGAGCAUUUCCUUGGGGGCUCCGAGAUCAUCCUCCUCAUUGUCAUGGCCUAUGACCGCUAUGUUGCCAUAUGCAAACCCUUGCACUACAUGGCUAUUAUGCGGCCUCAUGUGUGCCGCCUAUUGGUAGUAGUUGUCUGGGUGGGGGGCUUAGUGCAUGCCACUGCUCAGAUCCUCUUCAUAAUCCACCUACCCUUCUGUGGCCCCAAUGUCAUCGAUCACUUCAUGUGUGACCUGUUCCCAUUGCUGAAACUCGCCUGUACUGAUACCUACAUGCUGGGGAUGGUUGUUGCUGCUAACAGUGGAGUCAUGUGCAUGCUGAUUUUUUCCAUGCUGCUUGUCUCCUAUGUUGUCAUCUUGCGCUCCCUAAAGACACACAGCUCAGAGGGGAGGCGCAAAGCCCUGUCUACCUGUGGCUCCCAUUUCCUAGUGGUUGUCCUGUUCUUUGUUCCCUGUAUCUUCACCUACACACGACCUGUAUGUACCUAUCCUAUAGACAAGUUAGUCACUGUUUUUUUUGCUAUUUUUACCCCCAUGUUAAAUCCUAUAAUCUACACAGUAAGGAACACAGAAGUGAAAAAUGCCAUAAGGAAUUUGCUUAAAAAAAGAGUCACUUCCACUUCCCAGUGA
Molecule: messenger RNA, 930 nt
Organism: Trichosurus vulpecula (common brushtail)
Lineage: Eukaryota; Metazoa; Chordata; Mammalia; Diprotodontia; Phalangeridae
Product: olfactory receptor 140-like
Exons: 2
Coding region: 1-930 (309 amino acids)
Biological process (GO): G protein-coupled receptor signaling pathway
Cellular component (GO): membrane
Molecular function (GO): olfactory receptor activity; G protein-coupled receptor activity
Source: RefSeq, a predicted model, not a curated record